This is a messenger RNA of Penicillium diatomitis, 1068 nucleotides long. RefSeq names its product sucrase/ferredoxin-like domain-containing protein. The transcript has 2 exons. Bases 1 to 1068 code for a protein of 355 amino acids. The record is from RefSeq and is a predicted model, not a curated record. NCBI's taxonomy places the organism in Eukaryota, Fungi, Ascomycota, Eurotiomycetes, Eurotiales, Aspergillaceae.
AUGAACGUGAAGUUACCCAGGCUCGCGGAGUCGCUAGUGCGCGACUGUAGCAGACAAGCUACCAAUGCCCCAAAAUUGACAAGAACACUCGCGACGACAAGACAUCGGGCCAGUCGACUCCGAGCUCGCCUCGAGAUACCUCCUCCGUUUCCGGUUACGAAAAGCUGCCCAGAGACUACUUGCAAUUGUCCCACAACACCAGCGCUCCCCGAAGGUCUGCCGAUCGACCAUAAACAAGCGUUGAAUGGGACGAUGGCGGCGUAUGCGCAGCAGCUUGUUGUCUGCACGGGACAGCGGGACUGGACCAGCCGGAUAGAAGACGAUGGAAAAGAGCAGGGAUGGGGUGCACUCGUCCGGGGAUUGAAACAAAUGAUGGGCCGUGGUGGGCCGUAUCUUGACCCAUUCAACAAUCUCCUUGUCACCAACUCGUCUCUCAAACCAUCCGUGCCAAGUUCCACUGCCGCCUCAGCACUACUCUUUCCAGCUUUCAAAUACAUCCCUUCCAUCCCGACCGCAGAUCUCGAAACCUUCAUUCGCGCAUUCCUUUUGCCGACCCAGCUCCAUGAGAUGCACUCCUCCCUCCCUGAAGCUAAGCAACGGGACAUGAUCCGCGUGCCCGACCUGGAAAGCCAGUUCUCUAAGGUCAUGAACAUCCAGCAGUCUCCGACGAUCCUCAUUUGCGGACACGGAGGACGAGACAUGCGAUGCGGGAUCAUGGCUCCUGUGCUCGAGAAGGAGUUUCAACGAGUGCUAAGUACAGCCGGAUUCCAGUUCGAUGGGAGCAGCGGUGUUCAAGACGGGCCGAGCCACAGUAACGUGGGAUUGAUCAGCCAUAUUGGAGGGCACAAAUACGCAGGGAAUGUGAUCGUCUAUAUCCCACCGAAGAUGACGAUGGGUCCAGAGACGACAGGAGAGUUGCAUCCGCUGGCGGGCAAGGGGAUUUGGUAUGGACGCAUUGAACCUAAACAUGUGCAAGGGAUCAUCGAAGAGACCGUGCUCCGGGGGAGAGUUGUUGCGGAUCAUUUCCGAGGUGGAAUCGAUCGCAACGGCGACAUUUUAAGGAUGUGA